AUGUCAUCCGCAAAAAUUUUCUCCAAAAAGGAAAGCAAUAACGAAAUUGAAGUAAAUACGCUCAAGGAGCAAGACAACUCAAGCCUUAUUGAAGCGUAUGAAGAAAAGCCUCCAACCCAAGAUAUUGGCCAUGAUAUGAGAACAAAAAUUCAAUUGUGCUGGGAUAAUGUCAGCUAUGUCAUUGAGAAGAAAGGUGAAGAAACUCAGAUCCUAAAAGGAGUCUCAGGAAAAGCUAACCCAGGAGAGCUUUUAGUCUUGAUGGGCUCUUCAGGGGCAGGCAAAACAACGCUUCUAAAUAUUUUGGCUGGGAGACUUAAAAGUAAUAAUAAUGCCAAAAUCGUUGGUAAGAUAACUGCAAACGGGACAAGUAUAAAGGACAUUGAUUUUGGGUAUUACUCAGCGUAUGUGACUCAAGAGGAUAUUCUCCUUCCUAAUCUAACACCUAGAGAGUCUUUAUUAUUCUCAUCAAGACUCAGAAUGCCAGGGACUUACAAAGAGCAUGUGGCUAGGGUGGAAUCGAUUCUUCAAGAACUAAGAUUGAUAAAAUGCGCAGAUAACAUUGUUGGAAGUAUAACUAAAAAAGGACUUUCUGGGGGCGAAAGGAAAAGAGUUUGCAUUGGGAUGGAACUUAUCACUGACCCUAUCGUCCUUUUGCUAGAUGAACCUACUUCUGGUCUUGACAGUUUUACAGCAGAAGUCGUUAUUGACUUAUUAAUAGAACAGGCUAGAAAAGGCAGAACUGUUAUGUCAACAAUCCAUCAGCCAAGCACCAGCAUUUUCGAUAAAUUCGAUAGAUUGCUUUUAUUAGCAGAAGGCCAUCUGGUGUACCAAGGUCGGGCCCGUGACUCUCCGAAAUAUUUUGCCAAAGUUGGAUACUCAGUUCCUAAACUUAUGAAUCCAGCAGACUUUUAUAUGAGACUACUUCACGUCGUAGAUAGAAAACACCCAACCGAAGAAGAGCAUGAAAAAAUUGAAAAUUUGGUUUCUGCUUAUACCACAAUAGACCAAGAAGAUAAUGACUUUGAUACCUCAAAACUUGAGCCCUUACAAGACAAGCAUUUAGUAGUACCCACUAACUUUGCUCAGCAGUUUAUAAUCCUACUUAGGAGAGCCUGGAUAAAUGCAAGAAGAGACCCACUUGCAAGCCAAGUACUAUUUUUUGAAUAUAUUAUGGUUGGGUUCUUGGUUGAUAUUAUUUGCAAUAAUUUAGCAAAAAAUUAUGACUCUUCUCGCACCAGGACUCAAAUUUUGUUUUUGUCAAUGUCCUCUGUAGCUUUUUUCGCUUGCCAGAAUGCAGCAAUGAUGUUCCCAAAUGAAACACCUUUGUUUCUUAAAGAAAGCAAGCAAAGGAUAUAUAGCACAAUUUCUUACUAUAUGGCAAAAUCCAUAGCAGAUCUUCCAAUGCAGUUUUUGCCUUUGUUAGUUUACUGUGUUAUGAUAUAUUGGGCAAUUCCUUUAAAUGACUAUGAUUCCAGCAAAUUUUUCAUUUUUUAUUUUGUUCUACUUUUACUGCAAGUAAGCUGCCUUGGCAUGGGAUAUAUUUUAGGUGCUAUGGUUAAAACAGAAACUCUUGCAGUUGCAAUUACACCAGUAUUUAUACAGCCAUUGAUGAUGUUUUCUGGACUAUUUCCAAGUGUCAAACACUAUCCUGAAGGAUUUUUCUGGAUCCAAUAUAUUUCUGUAAAAUUUAUUUAGAGCAUGAGAUGGGCUGUUGAAGCAAUUUGUGCAAAUGAGUACAAUGAUUUAGGCAUGCAUUGUCAGCAUUGCACAGACUGUAAGAAAUGCGAUCCUUUAGGAGAUCUUGAUUUUACUAAUAGUAUUGGAUCCUGCGUUUUAUAUCUCUGCAUUCUUACUGUUGGAUAUAGAGUUAUUGCUUAUUUGCUGCUCUGGAAAAGAGCUGUGAAUUCACGCAGAUAA
Blepharisma stoltei is the source of this 1917-nucleotide messenger RNA. Lineage: Eukaryota; Ciliophora; Heterotrichea; Heterotrichida; Blepharismidae. The record is from the annotation of a GenBank genome assembly.